This is a messenger RNA of Suillus clintonianus, 2532 nucleotides long. RefSeq lists its product as uncharacterized. NCBI's taxonomy places the organism in Eukaryota, Fungi, Basidiomycota, Agaricomycetes, Boletales, Suillaceae. Bases 1 to 2532 code for a protein of 843 amino acids. The transcript has 7 exons. The record is from RefSeq and is a predicted model, not a curated record.
AUGUCAUCAGUCCGUGAUGGGCAGGUUUAUACCUCUCUCACCGCACACUCCCUUCCCGACGUCAUACCUCACGAGCCUCUUUGGGAUCCUCGCGAAGACUACGAUAGUUCUCCCGACGAUAGUAAUACGCCACUCACUACUCGCUGGGCGUACGGAGCUCGUCCGUGGUUUCCCCUUGUACCUUUGAACCCUAGCUUCGAUGGGCCGAUCUUUGGAUGCCUCAACCACUCCAGGUUUUCCCUCCUCACAGAGGUAGAUACAUCGGGAAGGCACAUUCUCCACCGCGAUAUUCGGGCAAAAUGGGUCGACUUAGAGCAGAAACUGCUCUGGUGCCAGGAACAUUUGGGUGCUGGGCUAUUGAUUCCAUGGGGGACUAAACUUCCACGCCCUCCAACUACCUAUGGGUACCAACGGUGGCAUACAGACGUUAACCUUGCCAAAAAGAUUGCAAUAAGGUCGCGCGAUGCAUUUCUAUUAAUUGCUGCCACCUGCUCGUGGUACAUCAUGACUCGUCGAUACCAAGGUGCCAAUCAGUGGACGGCUAUCUUAACGAGCGACCCCCAACAUCCCAUACCCGCUGAAUGGGUUCUUGAGUUGUCGCGCUCAUUCGUUGGAGAUCUGACGACAAACGUGCCACUUCAAUUGCCCAUGUUUGAGAAAUUCUCGCUUCCGAUUUGGCUAUCACCCGUGCGACCGAGGCAGUGCCAAUGCAAGCAGACGCCUGACACUUGGGGUCAACCGGACGAUAGUGCGUGGGGUCAGCCGGAUGAUAGUGCGUGGGGUCGACCAGAGGACAACACUCAGAGUGUCCUUAACUGGGACGAUAGCGUCCUUGGAUGGGGUCAGAACAGUGGGGCACAGCCCGUGUCUGAUGUUCCCGAGGCACAUGCGGACUCUCUGUUCCCAGUCUCCCAACCCCACUCUAGACAGAAGCAAGGAGAAGACUUCAAGGCAUUCUUUGCGCGGCGCCGUCAGGAGAACCAGAGGAAAGAGGAGAUGGAAACACCAGCUCAACGGCAGUCGCGUCAGAGUCGUGAGCGGGCAGCCAUGAACCACAGCAUCCCCGGCAAAUCCAGCACAGUUGUGGUGUUUGAAUGGCAACCUAAUGACGACUUUGGCGGUUUUCGUCAACGCAUCCGUCUCACAAAGGCUGAGAUACCAAUGACUUGGAUGUCAUAUAGCAAAUCUACCAGGGUAUAUGACUCGUUCCGUAACGAGUGGGAUUUGUGCGAUGCAUUGGAUCUUACCAGCAUCCCCGAUGGCGAUUGGGAGGAAGAUGAUUUCCCGCCUGCGCCUGCGCCUGCUCCUUCUGAACCCACCCCUGCUCCCCCUGCCCCUCCACCACCCUUGUCCAGUUUCUUGAAAGACAUCGAAGCCUACUUCGGUCAUUAUGAGGUUGCACCCUCAACGCAAUACACUCGCAGAUCGACUACAUUCGAUGAUUGGGCUCGCAAGACACAGUGGACUCACUUAUGCAGACUCGUCGGCGACAACCCCACGGAUAUCACGUCAAUUCCAGACGCACAGAAGGAUGUCAUCACAUGUUUUAUAGGUUACCUCGUCACCCUCCCUCAAACUCAGUUGUCAGACAUCCCGCCCGAUCUCUGGGAUCUAGGACCUGACUCGUCCCUGUCAGUCUCGAACGCACACAUUCGAGUUUCCUUUGUGCAACAACCCAAUCAGCGGCUCUACAUCAUCGAGUCACUGUCGUCAAAUCUGGUGCCCUGGAAACUGGCGGUUCCCGACGCUAUUACGGCUGUGAUGUGCCUCCGGCGUGACUGGGGCUCAGAUAUCACCAAGAUCGCGUGUAACCUCAUGGAAAAAGGAAUCGCUAUAAAGACGUUGCAGCCAAUCUCAGUUCCACCUCACGCUCGACGCCCACUUACGGAACUCCACACAUACUUGCUCGGACACGUCUUCCCCCCCGAGGAUCGCAGGCUCGCCCGUUUUAGGCCAGUUUUUGCUGACUACAUCGUGUACGAGCAGCACCGUCACGAGUUCCUGAACCAGCCUCGCGCAAGAGCGGCACUUCUUCAUGGUGGCCUCAUAUGGCGGCUGGCUUUACAUAGUCUUGGGUUUGAUGUUCUCCCCUCCGUUCUCGAUGGCAUUUCACGGGAAGCGGUACCGUUUGGCCUCAUGCUGGACAUUAAUGGCCAGACUUAUUUCGAUGAUGAGCUGUCAGAAGAGGAGAUAGAUUUCAUGUGCGGGACGUAUUAUCUGCAUACCAACGACAGGAAUGUUGAAAUCGUCUCCUGGUGGCCCAGGCCCCAGGCCUGGGCUGCCUCAGGACUAAACGUGGGGUUCUGGUCCAGUCGAUGUGAAUCCUGGUUCCAGUUACGCCUGGGCAACAUUCGACAGGGCGUUUCACGAGAGCGACAUAAAUUCACUAAUGAUGCUAACGGUCCAAUGACUGGCUCGCAGUGGAAAGGCUCACUCAAAUUCAAUGCGGGCACCAGCAAAAUGAUGAAAAACGUCAACGCAGCAUCUUGCAGUUUUCUUGCCACCAAAGCAAGCGCUUUUACAGAGAAUUAG